This is a messenger RNA of Momordica charantia (bitter melon), 1360 nucleotides long. The record is from RefSeq and is a predicted model, not a curated record. NCBI's taxonomy places the organism in Eukaryota, Viridiplantae, Streptophyta, Magnoliopsida, Cucurbitales, Cucurbitaceae.
CUUAAUUUCUCUGAAACUCUCGAGAAGAAGCUGAAAUCCAAGAAAAUGGCCACUGGGAUGAAGCUGCCCAUGGCCAUCAGCUUGCAGAAACCCAUGGCCAUGGCGUCUCAAUCUUCAUCGUCUUCUCUCGCGAGAGGCACCAAUUUCAGAACUGUUUGCUGUACGAACGCUACAAGCAAAGCUAAAAUACCUUUGCCUCCGAUAAACCCGAAGGAUCCAUUUCUUUCGAAGCUCGCUUCAGUAGCUUCUACCUCACCUGAAACGUUGCUGAACCGGCCUUCCAACUCUGAUUCCCCUCCGUAUUUGGAUUUGUUUGAUGCUCCUCAGCUCAUGGCUGCACCUGCGCAAGUCGAAAGAUCAGUUUCCUACAACGAGCAUAGGCCGAGGAGGCCACCGCCGGACUUGCCUUCAUUAUUACUUAAUGGAAGAAUUGUUUACAUCGGAAUGCCUUUGGUUCCAGCUGUGACGGAGCUAGUUAUUGCUGAAUUGAUGUACUUGCAAUGGAUGGACCCAAAAGAGCCAAUAUAUCUUUAUAUAAACUCCACAGGAACAACUCGUGAUGAUGGCGAAACUGUGGGGAUGGAGACAGAGGGUUUUGCUAUCUAUGAUGCUAUGAUGCAGUUAAAGAAUGAGAUACAUACAGUGGCUGUUGGAGCUGCCAUAGGUCAAGCUUGUUUAUUGCUUGCUGCAGGAAGUCAAGGCAAACGUUUUAUGAUGCCACAUGCCAAAGCCAUGAUACAGCAGCCUCGUGUCCCUUCAUCUGGUUUGAUGCCUGCUAGUGACGUCCUCAUUCGUGCAAAAGAGGUGAUAACAAACAGGGACACACUUGUGAAACUCCUAGCAAAGCACACUGGAAAUUCAUUAGAGACAGUGUCUAAUGUGAUGAGAAGACCCUUCUACAUGGACUCAACAAGAGCAAAGGAAUUCGGAGUUAUCGACAAGAUUCUCUGGCGCGGUCAGGAGAAGAUCAUGGCUGAUGUCGCUGCCCCGGAGGAAUGGGACAAAGGAGCUGGCAUCAAAGUCGCAGACGAAUUCUAGAUCCCUCUCAAAUCUACUGAUCUCCAUUCAUGUCAAUUUCUGUAGUUGCUAUUCGCACGUCGGAUUACAGAGACAACUGCAAGUUCUCAGAAAUCAUUAAAGGAAUCGUUAUCUUAUCAUGCUGAGAAGUGAGAAGUUGUCACCUCGUGGUAGCUGACUCAUGAAAGAUUAGGGCUUGUGUAAGAUUACAAAAUUUCACUCCCAAUUAAUCUUUGUUUAAAAAAAAAAAAAACUUAGGUUAGAAGGAAAAGAUGUUCGUUGAAUUCUUUCGUAGCUGUUCUAACCGUUCUGGCGAGUGAAAAUAUAAGAUACUUUCGAAGAA